AUGGGAAGUAAAACCCUGCCAGCCCCAGUGCCUAUCCAUCCUUCCCUCCAGCUUACCAACUACUCCUUCCUGCAAGCAUUCAACGGGCUGCCUGCUGUGCCCUCUGAACACCUCUCCAACCUCUAUGGCUUCAGCGCCCUGCACGCUGUGCACCUGCACCAGUGGACUCUGGGGUACCCGGCCAUGCAUCUGCCCCGCUCCUCCUUCUCCAAAGUGCCCAGCGUCUCGAGCCUGGUGGACGCACGCUUCCAGCUUCCAACCUUCCCACUCUUCCCACAUGUCAUCCAGCCCAAGCAAGAGGCCACCAAUAUGACCCUCAAAGCCAAACCCCGCUUUGACUUUGCCAACUUAGCUGUGUCUGCCACACAAGAGGACCACUCUAAACUGGGACAGGCAGACAGUCAGGGCUCAGCCACAGGGCUAGGGUCUUUGCUUGAGGUGACUAAACUCUCUCCGGAGAAGAAACCCACACGAGGAAGGUUACCAUCCAAAACCAAGAAGGAGUUUGUGUGUAAAUUCUGUGGCAGGCACUUCACCAAGUCCUACAACCUUUUGAUCCACGAAAGAACCCACACUGAUGAACGACCCUACACAUGUGACAUUUGUCACAAGGCCUUCAGAAGACAGGAUCACCUGAGGGAUCACAGAUAUAUCCAUUCUAAAGAAAAGCCUUUUAAGUGUCAAGAAUGUGGGAAAGGAUUUUGCCAGUCCAGAACACUAGCAGUCCACAAGACUCUGCACACGCAAGUAAAGGAACUGAAACCUGCCAAACUUAAGUGCUGAAUCUCCAACUUCUCUGAACUUUUCCUCCCCUUCAGACUACAUCAAAACCAGAGCAGCAUCAAAACUUUCAGCAUGGGAGCACUGGACUUUGUGCUUUGGUUUUGUUUGUACUUUAAAAAGGGCAAAAUUCACACCCUCCUCAAUUCCCCAUCCAAGCAACUAACGUCCUAAGUCGUGGGUGAAAAAUUAUUUUGCAUUUAAAAUAUACAUGAAUGAUGCAGAGAGUGCUAGCUGACUUGUGUGGCUUUGAUAAACUUUAUGCCAAAAGGUGGUGCUCACGUGUUGGAUAGGAAUCCCUUUAAAACCAACAAAACCCCACUAGAC
This is a messenger RNA of Acanthisitta chloris (rifleman), 1107 nucleotides long. RefSeq names its product odd-skipped related transciption factor 1 (gene OSR1). Gene Ontology annotation, cellular component: nucleus. The transcript is spliced from 2 exons. Gene Ontology annotation, molecular function: RNA polymerase II transcription regulatory region sequence-specific DNA binding; DNA-binding transcription factor activity, RNA polymerase II-specific. The coding region runs from base 1 to 783 and encodes 260 amino acids. The record is from RefSeq and is a predicted model, not a curated record. Gene Ontology annotation, biological process: regulation of transcription by RNA polymerase II; embryo development; urogenital system development. NCBI's taxonomy places the organism in Eukaryota, Metazoa, Chordata, Aves, Passeriformes, Acanthisittidae.